Helobdella robusta is the source of this 1067-nucleotide messenger RNA. RefSeq lists its product as hypothetical. NCBI's taxonomy places the organism in Eukaryota, Metazoa, Annelida, Clitellata, Rhynchobdellida, Glossiphoniidae. The record is from RefSeq and is a predicted model, not a curated record. The transcript has 7 exons. The coding region runs from base 69 to 998 and encodes 309 amino acids.
AUUUAACAAGGUUUCGUUUAAAAAACUCUAACUUUUUAAAAACACAUGAAAUGAAAUUUUAAAUAAAAAUGAAGGGUUGCUGCGUUUCAAUUUUUGAAAAUUUGAAACACUUCGUAAAGAAAAAACCUCCACUUGUCCUCUUUCUGGUAGUUCUGGUAAUAUUUUCACUGAUCACAAUGUCCAUUGGGGCCUACGUAAAAACGGCCCAACUGAAAUCAACGGACAUCAAAAAGGAUUGGAACAUAUUUCUGAAUGGCUUCUCAAGAGUUAGUUUCUGCCUGAGUAGCAAUUCAUCAUUGUCACCAAAUUUGUCUACGACGGACAAAAGUGCAACAAACUACACUUCAAAGAACAUAACAAUCCCACUGAAGAUCACAGUCCAGCCAUCUCCAUCAUUUGUCCACCAGCGGCACAACCUUACAAUCCUCUCUGGACUUCUAAGUGCUCAUGACAUUGGCAUCAAAGGCUCAAAUGCCAUGCUGGAAGUGUUCACUGAACUUCCACAUGUAUGGACCAGCAGUGACAACGGGGAUGAAGUAUGCAAAGAUGAUGUUUGCCCACCUGUUACACUGUUUGCCUGUGUCACCAUCGCCGAUCAUUCUUCUCUCUUCCCAACUUCUAAUAUACCUCCAGGUACAUGCAAGCCCACCACGAACAACACAUCCCUACCGACGAACGCCAUCUUCAAGUCGCCACACUCAUCAACCUGCAAGAGCGGGGAGUCAAAAAUAAAAUUUGAGCACAAAUUAGAUCCACUUUUAACCAUUUAUUUAUCUUUGAGUGACAAACAAGUGAUAAACCUGCACCUCCUGCAUACUAGCAUCAUUCUCUUUGCCAUCAUCCUCACCAUCUUCCUGUUUGCUCUCUUCAGAGGGAAGAGGAAAACGAAUGUUGAUGGUGGUGAUGAUUAUAGGGGUGGUAGUGGGGGUGGUGAUUACGCUGUCAAAACUGAGGAUGGCAGUGAACCACUGAUGUUCAGCAUGGAGGAUAUGGAUUGAAGUGUCCUGAUGAUGAUGAUGAUGAUGAUGAUGAUGAUGAUGAUGAUGAUGAUGAUGAUGAUGAUGAUG